Molecule: messenger RNA, 2227 nt
Organism: Megalops cyprinoides (Indo-Pacific tarpon)
Lineage: Eukaryota; Metazoa; Chordata; Actinopteri; Elopiformes; Megalopidae
Product: homeobox protein PKNOX1-like
Exons: 11
Coding region: 127-1464 (445 amino acids)
Biological process (GO): angiogenesis; regulation of transcription by RNA polymerase II
Molecular function (GO): RNA polymerase II cis-regulatory region sequence-specific DNA binding; DNA-binding transcription factor activity, RNA polymerase II-specific
Source: RefSeq, a predicted model, not a curated record
CGAUGACGCAACGCGACAACUGCGGGUCCCGAUUGCUGCAGCCGCUUGUCAGUGUGACGAAGAUUGGCACUCAGGACCGCCAUUGUCCCGCUGCUCUAUAAUGCUUCACUGCUCACAGCAGUAACCAUGAUGGCAACUCAGUCAGUGUCCAUAGACGAGUACCAGGAGGGAGAGCAGAUGCAAGUGGUGGCGCAGACAGACAGUACCCCAGAUCAGAGGUUUCCUGAAGGGAACACAGCGGGUGCCAGCAGUCCCGCUCCCGCUGAGACCCAGACAUCCAUGGAUGCAGAUAAGGACUCCAUAUACAGGCACCCCCUGUUCCCCCUCCUGGCCCUGCUGUUUGAGAAGUGCGAGCAGUCCACGCAGGGCUCGGACUGCGUCACCUCCGCCAGCUUCGACGUCGAUAUCGAGAACUUUGUCCGCACCCAAGAGAAAGAGGGCAAGGCCUUCUUCAGCGACGACCCUGACCUCGACAACCUGAUGGUGAAGGCCAUCCAGGUGUUGCGCAUCCACCUGUUGGAGCUGGAGAAGGUGAGCGACUUGUGCAAAGACUUCUGCAGCCGCUACAUCGCCUGCCUGAAGACUAAGAUGAACAGUGAAACUCUGCUUAGCGGAGAACCUGGCAGCUCCUACUCACCUGUACAGACACAGACAUCCAGCCCUUUUACAGGGACACUCAGCCCUCAGGGCAUUGUAGUGCCAGCGUCAGCGCUUCAGCAAGGCAAUGUCACCGUGACGACCGUCAACCCCACUCAGGUGGUGGCAGGUAUGUCUCCAUGGCAUACGACCCACACAGGUGGCACCGUGUACCAACCUGUCACAGUUGUAACUCCCCAGGGGCAGGUAGUGACACAGACUCUCUCACCUGGGACAAUACGCAUCCAAAACACACAGCUCCAGCUACAGCUCAACCAGGACCUCAGCCUCUUCAACCACGAUGACGGGUCAUCCAAGAACAAGCGCGGCGUGCUUCCCAAGCACGCCACCAACGUCAUGCGCUCCUGGCUCUUCCAGCACAUCGGGCACCCCUACCCCACCGAGGAUGAGAAGAAACAGAUCGCCACCCAGACCAACCUGACCCUGCUGCAGGUCAACAACUGGUUCAUUAACGCGCGGCGGCGGAUCCUGCAGCCCAUGCUGGACGCCAGCUCCUCGGAGACGCCCAAGACCAAGAAGAAGACGCCGCAGAACCGGCCGCUGCAGCGCUUCUGGCCCGACUCCAUCGCUUCGGGGGUGCCCCAGCAGCAGGUCACCAUGGCCGACGGCACGAUGGUGACCGUGGGCGUCAGCGUGGACGGGCUGCAGACGCUGUCUUCGGACGGGGCGACGCUCGCGGUGCAGCAGGUGAUGAUGGGGGGGCAGAGCGAAGAGGAGUCGGUGGGCAGCGGGGAGGACGACGACGGCGACCUGUCCAACGCGAACAUCGCCGGGCUGGGCCUGGACACCAGCGACUCACUGCAGUAGGACUGGACAGUGAACCACUCGCAUGGAGACACGUUCAGCACCUACAGACGGUCGUACAGAGACACACAGCACACAAACUCACAGAGUCACACUGACGGAGACCCAGAGCACAUAUCUUCACAGAGGCCCAGUCAUAGAAAACACACUUUUAGGGGCUGUUGUGAGGACAGUGGCCAGACAAAAGCAGAAUGCUGAAUUGGCUGAUUCCUUAAGUCCUAAAGGUCAUGUAAAAUCAUUUAAAUUUACAUAAUGUCAUGUAAAUUUGGCAGAUCCUUCUGUAAAUUGGAUUUUCUGGUAUGACACAAAUGUGAUGUAAAAUGUUUAUGUAAGGAAUAAAAAUCACAUAUGCUAAACACACUCACUCACACACACACACACACACACACACACAUCAUGCAGAGAGCACAACUGUGGGACAGACAGGAGAGCCUGUUGUUGGCACACACACAGUGAGUUGUGUGUCAGGAGUUUCAUUUCAGAAACAGUUUUAUACAUAGUUGUAGAAGAGUGCACUUUUUUGUAUUAUAUGGUAACCUACAAAAGAUGAAAGAAAAACAAAAGUGUUACACACCCUUUAACAAGCUGUUAGGGUCGGUAAAAACAUGUUGGAUGAAUCUUUUUUUUUCCACCCUCUUUUGGGAUGCCAACACUUUAAAAAAUUUCUACCUGUAUUGAUUUUCUUCACUUAGCAUGCCUGUAUUUGACUAGCUGUGCUCACAAGGAAGAUGGACUUCAGGGCUUACACCAGGAGCCUCUGUGGCCC